Messenger RNA from Glycine soja, 740 nucleotides. RefSeq lists its product as uncharacterized. NCBI's taxonomy places the organism in Eukaryota, Viridiplantae, Streptophyta, Magnoliopsida, Fabales, Fabaceae. The record is from RefSeq and is a predicted model, not a curated record. Bases 251 to 460 code for a protein of 69 amino acids. The transcript has a single exon.
UAAUUUAUUUCUUGCUUGAGUUAUCCCUAUUUAAUUUCCAUUCACUUUUUAUUUUUAUUUUUUUUAUUCUAAGAUCGAUCAUCUUCAAUUCCCUAUAUUAGUAUAUUACUAGCAAUAUUGAUUGAACACUAGAUAAUGUGUAUGAAGUUGUAGCUAGCUAGCUAGCUUUCUAUUGUCUAAUACACCUUUGUCUGUGUUGUAAAUUAAGGUUCAAGAAGCAACAAGUAAUCACUCAUAAUACAUAUAUAUAAUGGCGGAUUGGGGUCCAGUGGUGAUAGCAGUGGUGCUGUUUGUGUUGCUUAGCCCUGGUCUUCUGUUUCAAUUGCCAGGGAGGAGCAGAGUGGUAGAGUUUGGGAACAUGCAAACCAGUGCAAUUUCUAUCUUGGUCCACACAAUCAUCUUCUUUGGUCUCAUUACCAUCUUUCUUAUUGCUAUUGGUGUGCAUAUCUACACUGGCUAGGCUUUAUUCUAUUCUCUUUUUGGUUAAAGGUUUAGUAAAUUUUUAUCUUGUUAUUCUUUUAAGGUUAGUUGAUUGUGGUUUCCCAUUUCUCAUGUCCUCAUCGAAUAAUAACUCUACUUCUCUUUAGUCUUUGAGAUUCCAAGAUUAGGACAACCUUGGUUAGUAUAGAGUCAUAGAAUGGAAUCACUGGCACUGCACACACUGAUAUCAUAUCACAUGGCUUGAUGUUUUAUGCUUUCAUGGUCGUUCUCUUCAAUCAAAUUAUUUACGUACUGACCAA